AAAGAAAAUGCGAAUAUCCGACCCGUAAAAAAUGCGGAUAUCCGGUGGGGCUUAGUACGUAGGUUCUCCAUAUGAUCUUCUCUCUCUAUGAGGUUUCUUUCAUUCUUCGAUUGCUUCUUCUUCCUCAAAUAGCUUCCUGCUUUUCCCGUUUUCGAUUAUGCUACUAAGCAAUUCCCAGAUGGUUGUUCCGGGAAACCAAUCGGUUCUUUUGCCGAUAAAUUUCACGGCGAGCCCGAGAAGUCCGUUGGAUAUGAAAAUUUUGUUGCCUGGAAGCUCGAAGAGGUACGAUAACGGUGGGAUUGGGUUAGGUAUCGUCGCUGGGCUUGAGAAACCCGGAACCAGGAUCAAUCGGCACCAGAUUUCGUCUAAACAAAACCCGGUUUACUAUUCGGGAUCCGGUACGAAUAGAUCCAACCCGGUUCACUGUACCCGGAGGAGAUUCCAAUACCCGGCGGAGGUUUAUCUCUCCGAGGAAUACACUUGCGUCAAGAGUCGCGAUGGCCCGAACAAAAUCUACUUCAACGACGACGAAUUUGAAUUGUGUAAGAACAAAUCGGACGGUGAUCGGAGAUGGGAUAAGUCGAUGGAUAUCACCGAGGAAAUACCGGCGAAGAAGUGGGAAGGAGGAUUAGAUUUUCUGAUUUUGUGUUGCUUGUGUAAGAAGAAACUUCAGGGCAAAGACAUUUACAUGUACAAAGGAGAUGAAGGGUUUUGUAGUAAAGAGUGUAGAUCAGUGAAAAUAAUGGAGGAUAACCUAAAGGUGCAACAUAAAUCAUCGACAAGUGCUGAGGUUUUUAGCUCUUCGUACGCCGGAGGACAAAUUCCUUCCGCCGGAAUAUUCGUGAUAUAAGAAAUUUUACCAUUGUAGAGUUGAGAUCGGUUUGGUUGAUUCCCAUGCACCGGAAAAUAUUCUUAUAAAUCUAAUUAGGCUUAUGAAUUUUUCUAUAACUAGACAAAAAUACAAGAAACAUUUACGAAUUUAAAUACUUUCAAAAUUUUGUUUACGUAUUAAAGCACUUAUGGGUACUAAGGCAUUUUGCCUUACUUUUUGGUAUAUAAGAUGUCUAUUAUAUCCUUUUAAAUUUGUAAUAAAAUUAAGUAAAAAUUUAGACCACG
This is a messenger RNA of Thlaspi arvense, 1116 nucleotides long. Lineage: Eukaryota; Viridiplantae; Streptophyta; Magnoliopsida; Brassicales; Brassicaceae. The record is from the annotation of a GenBank genome assembly.